Molecule: messenger RNA, 852 nt
Organism: Xenia sp. Carnegie-2017
Lineage: Eukaryota; Metazoa; Cnidaria; Anthozoa; Malacalcyonacea; Xeniidae
Exons: 5
Coding region: 78-527 (149 amino acids)
Biological process (GO): proteolysis
Molecular function (GO): cysteine-type peptidase activity
Source: RefSeq, a predicted model, not a curated record
UCUCAGCUGAGCACAAGGCAAAUCCACUGGAUCGCUUACUGAAUGCCUCUCUAAAUGGAAUUAAGUUAGGUGAUCAAAUGCUAGAAUUUGGACCAAACAAAGUUACUCUUCAGGAUUUAUGGACCCUCAUUCCACCAAAUGAGAUGACUAAAUAUGCUGCCACACUAAUUGAAAAUAAAACUGUGGCACCUGGAUGGCUUAGUGAUACAGUUAUCAACGCUUUCUUAUGGAAACUUUCAUGUGAAUAUCCUGGUGUCCUACCAGCAGAAUCAUAUGUAUGUCAGUUGGUGCAACGAGGAUCUAGUACACGUCGACUGUGGGCAGAUCAAAAUUUCAUGGCAAUUGACACAAUAAUAUUUCCUCUCAAUAUGUCUGGGAGCCAUUGGACACUUUUGGUAAUCGACAAACAAAAAGAGAUGGUAUACUACCUUGAUCCUAUGGAAGGUCAUGUAGAAGAAGUUAUCAGUGAGGCAACAAGAGUUGAACUUUCACAGUUUAUCAAAAGCAUUUGUUUGCUGAAUAUCUGAGUCAAAAUCUUGACAUAAAUGCAAAGUUUGACAUGAGAAAAGUGAGGCAGCACGUGACUUCAACGAUUAUGGGUUCUUGCUAUGAUGACAUUUAUGAGAGAAAUUGUUUGGUAUGCAAGAUUUGCAAGAUAGAUUAUGGUGAAGACUGGUUGGGAUGUGAUUCAUGUGGGUAGUACUUUCAUGCAAGUUGUUUGAAUGUUGACUUUGGACAAACUCUGACAGAGUACUUUGCUUGCCCAUAAUCAGACAUGACAAUUGUAUAAUAAUACAAAACAUAAAUUGUAAGAUUUAAAAGUGCCGAAUAAAAAAGACUUACCGAUUAGAA